UUUAGGAAUUUUAAUAAUGGCAACCUUGACUGCAUCGCAGGCUACUUAUUUUUCUGACGGAUCUUCUACAAAUCCAGAUGUUGGCGCAGUUCGACCUAAAAAGCGCUCACGUAUAAAUGGACUUAGUGAACGCCCGCUUAAACGAAUAACUAGAUCUCAACUGACGAAACAACACACUACUGCCGAAAAAGUGCCUUCUAACAAAUCCACUGCGUUUGUCCAGUCACAACAAGGCGGUACUCAUCAGACCGGCCCUAAACGUGGAGCGCCUCGGGGUAAACCUAAACCUACUUCAUCUAGAUGUAAGCCAAAAGCUAAAACUACAACAGGUUCAAAGAAGCCCAAUAUUUUGAAAAACAACAAUAAAUCAAGCUACCAUAGAUGCCUUGAAUGUUCUUGUGUGGUUAAAUCAUUCAAAGUUCAUUUUGGUUUGACAAAACGGCGUCCUUGGUUUACUUGUAAUCAAUGUAAAUUCAAGACAAAAUGUAAAUGGUUAUCUGAUCGACACAAUUUACUUUCUUCUUGCAAUGCCACAAAUGUUGUUAGACGUCCAUUUGGAAGACUUCAAAAACCUUCAUCUUCAACUAAAUUACUUCAUUGCUCUUCUUGUAAAGUAUUCAGCUCAAUCUCUUUUCAAGAAUUAUAUGAACAUUUACCAAUGUGCAAAGGAUCUCAAAUGUUUACGACUAAAUCAGAAACUGAAAUUACUAAAGAAGAAUUGGAUGAAGUAGAACUUUUUUGUUCAAUCAACUUAUCUGGAGAAAAUAUUAAAUUGAAAAAUGAUUGUGAGACUGUUGAAGGGCAUAAAGAAGGAGAUAUGGAUACAAAGGAUGAAAUUAAAGAAUAUUUUUCUCAAUUUCUUCCUUUAUCUCGUCUCAAUAACAUCAAUCCAUUAAUGGUCAAACAUCUUUAUGAAAAUGAAAAUAAAAAUAAUGAGGGGAAUGGUGACGAUAAAUUGAAGAAAAUUAAGUUGGCUUUAAUUGGCGAAGAAAAAAUGAAAAAGCUUUAUUGA
Molecule: messenger RNA, 1012 nt
Organism: Meloidogyne enterolobii
Lineage: Eukaryota; Metazoa; Nematoda; Chromadorea; Rhabditida; Meloidogynidae
Source: the annotation of a GenBank genome assembly